CACCACCAUCACCUCUCUGCUAAACUGAAUUGCGUCCCCGAUGAAUCUUCCAUUGCCUCCAGAGUCCAGAUCCGUAGCCAUGAUUCUUAUUUUCAAUUGUCGACAACACGAACUAUAAUUCUUCAAUUCGGUCCUGAACUCAACUUCUCUCAAUGGACAUUCUCUUCGCUGAGAUCCAAGCAGACAUUCGCUCCAAUGACGCGCUUCGGCAAUCCGGGGCUCUUCUUCAAGCUCUCCAACAAUCUGCCGCCGGCCGUGACAUCUCUGUCAUUGCCAAAUCCGCCGUAGAAGAAAUUGUCGCCGCCCCUGCUUCCGCAGUCUGCAAAAAGCUAGCUUUCGAUCUCAUUCGCUCCACUCGCCUCACCCCUGACCUAUGGGAGACCGUCUGCGGUGGCGUCCGCUCUGAUUUCCACUUCCCUGAUCCCGAUGUCACUGCUGCUGCUGUCUCCAUUCUGGCCGCCAUUCCUUCUUACCGUCUUGGUAAGCUCAUCACGGAUUGUAACAAAGAGAUCUCUGACUGUUUUGACUCGCCCAGCGACAAUCUUAGGUUCUCGAUCACAGAGACCCUAGGCUGUGUGCUCGCUCGCGAUGACCUUGUCACACUGUGUGAGAACAACGUCAAUUUACUCGAUAGGGUUUCCAGUUGGUGGACGCGUAUUGGGCAAAACAUGCUUGACAAAUCUGAUAAUGUUUCAAAAGUUGCAUUCGAAUCUGUUGGGAGGUUAUUUCAGGAGUUCAAUUCCAAGAGAAUGAGUAGGUUGGCUGGUGACAAGCUGGUUGACAGCGAGAAUUCGCUCGCUAUUCGAUCCAAUUGGGUUUCAUCUAUGGUGGACUUUGUGUGGAAGAAGCGUAACGCUUUGAUGGCUAGGUCUCUAAUAUUGCCCGUGGAGAGUUUUAGAGUAACAGUGUUCCCUAUUGUAUAUGCAGUGAAGGCUGUAGCUUCGGGUGGGUAUGAGGUUAUUCGUAAGCUUUCAAAGUCGUCUGGUACUGUGACUGGGAGUGUUGAGGUUGAUUCCAAUGCUGAAAAAUUAGUGGGAGUUUCAGAUGUGGUUUCGCAUUUAGCACCAUUCUUAGUUUCUUCACUGGAACCGGCAUUGAUUUUUGAAGUAGGGAUUAAUAUGUUGUAUCUGGCUGAUGUGCCUGGAGGAAAGCCUGAAUGGGCAUCACAGUCAAUAAUUGCAAUUCUUACACUGUGGGAUAGACAAGAAUUCUCUUCAGCCAGAGAAAGUAUAGUUAGGGCUGUUGUCACGAAUCUUCAUCUCCUUGAUCUUCAUAUGCAGGUAUCAUUGUUCAAGAGGCUACUUUUAAUGGUGAGAAAUCUAAGAGCAGAAUCCGAUCGCAUGCAUGCUUUAGCUUGUAUAUGUCGAACAGCUCUC
This is a messenger RNA of Neltuma alba, 1376 nucleotides long. Its product is annotated as protein TPLATE-like. Gene Ontology annotation, biological process: endocytosis. The record is from RefSeq and is a predicted model, not a curated record. The annotation marks the transcript as partial. The transcript is spliced from 2 exons. NCBI's taxonomy places the organism in Eukaryota, Viridiplantae, Streptophyta, Magnoliopsida, Fabales, Fabaceae.